UGCGCAGCGCGAGGCCCCGGCGGGGCCGCCUCGGGCCGGGCCGGCGGCAGCGGCAGGAGAGCGGCGUCGGGCCGCCGUCCUGGAGCGUCCCGGAGCACGGUGGACCAGGCGGCUCGGUGCGGCGGCCGAGCGGUGUGGAUGCUCUCUUUCUCCCCGGCUGCAGGAAAUGGCAGCGCUGGGUAGAUCCUGGCAGGGCAUCCCUGCGGGUCCUGCCGUGGAGUUCUCUCAGGCUCCAGCCGCCGCGCCCGACCGCCGCGGCUCUCCAGCACUCGCGCAGGACGACCCGCAUCCCGGAGCCGCUGGCCACGACCAUCUCCAGCCACCGAUGACGGUAAUGGCAGGGAACGGAAACGAUGGUGCUGAUGGCGGCGGUUCCUCUGGACCGUAUCUGCAAAGCAGCUUCGACGCUGCCUCUCUCGCUGCCCUCGGAAGUUAUAACGAGGGCUUGCCGGUGUCCCCGGUGGGCUCCUUCACAAGCGCGGCACUCCCACGAGGGCUGCCCCAGCAGCAGAGUCACAGCCACAUCUCUGUUCGCUGUGCAAAGAAGCAUAAACUAGAAGAAGAGGCAGAAGGUUGUCCUGUGCGGAAGAAGAGACUGACUGGAGCCAAAAAUUGUCCUUUGAAUCUCAACACUGAAGAAUGGAUUCUCUGUGCAGGUCAGCAGGCAGCUGGGGAGGUAGCAAGUCAGUGUGGUGGCAGCGGUCCUGAAACUGCCAUGUUAGAAAUUCCCUGUGAAGAAAUGGAUCAAACAAUGGGGGAACAGCAAUGCGAGGUUGCUCGCAGGAAGCUUCAGGAAAUUGAGGACAGGAUAAUUGAUGAAGAUGAGGAAGUUCAUGCUGAUGGAAAUGUUAGCAAUCUGCCCACUCUUAUCCUGUCAGAUACCCUUAAAAAAGGGAUGAAGAGGGAUUUUGGUGAAGUCCUGACAAAGAAAAUAAUAGAAUCUAUGAGCCGUCCUUCUAUGGAGCUGGUGCUUUGGAAACCUCUUCCUGAAUUUCUCACAGAUAAACUGAAGUCUGUUUCUGUUAAGAACAUCAAGCAGCAGAGUACAGACGGGUGUCAAGCUAAGCAGUCAACAGCAAGAGCUGCUUUUGACUCACAGACUGAAACAUUCCCUGAAUCACAGCAGACUGUCAUGUCUCCAAGUCCGUAUGCUAGUUUGGGAAUCUCUGGCUGUGCAGAAGAGGAAAUGGAGUUGUAGAUGACAGAUUUUGGACUGGAAGUGGUGAGCUUCUAUUUUUUGUUGCCGUUUUUUGAUUAUUUCUUUCUGGUUUGAUAUGUCAAUCUGAAGUUAGUAUUUGUUUCUGGUUUUCCUAAUAAGAACAUGGGUUGACCAGGUACAACUUAAGGAAACUGAAAAAAACUCCAAGAUUUCUGUACUCUGGUCUCUUAGAUAUUCUUGGUUUUACUGAGAAGGUAACCCAGAGGCCUUUGGAACAAGGAAGUAGAUUUCAAUUUUGCUUAAUGGUGAAAUACUCUCUGAACUGUCCUUGUUAAAGUAUAAAAUCCAAAUAUUGGAUGUAAAUGUGGCUUAAGCCACAUCUUUCACUUACUGAGCAUUUUAAGACAUUGGUGCACAUACUAUGCUUGGUCAGUUAGUUUAAUUUGAAUUACAAAAAGGUAUGGAAAGGAAGAAAUACUUUUGAGUCUAGUAACAGAUAAAAAAGGAUACCCUAUGGAAAUAUGGGAGUUUUUUGGUUGUUUUUUUCAUCUGUGGCUGGUUUGUACCUGAUGUAAACUCAAAUGAAGAAAUUACACUUUUUACAGUGUGAUAGGGAAGGAAUGUGAUAGCUGAGCAUAAGCCUCUUGCUUUGUAAAGUAAAACCAGCUCCUGAGUUGCAAGAUAUCUGCUGACUUUAGUCAUCUCUGGAUACAUCAGCUCCUAAAUUGUGUUUGUGGGUUUUUGACGUCCCUCUCCUCAAAUGGUACAAAGUCUGGAGAAAGUGGUUCUCAGUGACUUGAUUCACAUUUUACAUUAUGUGGUGACACUUUGUAUGCAUCAAAUUUAAAGUCAGUUGAAGACAGUGUAACUUUUGAUGAAAUAAAUGUCAUCUUUUAAUUCUGAUAAACAUGGUAAGUAAAUCAGAUAACAGGGAGCUGAUUUUCUGGCAUAAGGAGGGUAAAAUGCUGAUUGUUGUCUGUAACCAAGUCUCAGACUUUGAGACUGUUGGCAUUGGUGGUGAAGUAAACAAGAUGCUUGUCUUCUUCCUGAGGGAAUCUAAAUUUAAAAUUUAAGCCAGAGCAUGUGCCAUUAACAUAACAUCAAAUAGUUUAUGCAGAUGUAUGCCAAAAGAAUUUUAUGCCCUGCUGGGGGUGUUAAGAAAAGCAAUCCUCAAUGAGUUUUUUAUUGUAUCUUUCUUCGAUGUACAACAGUUCCAUUACAUUUAAAACCCGUAAACAAGGUGGAGAAUCUUCUGUUCCUAAGUCCUUGAGCUUCCUCAGAGAUACCUGAAUUGAGACUUUCCGUAAGAAAUUCUUUUCCUAGCAAGAGGUUCUGUUCAGAGUCUUACCAUCCCAGUCUGGUUUUGACAUCUUGUUAACAUAAAGGAGCAAGUACACAGUAAUGCAUCUGUUUGCAUGAAAAAAUCUACUCUGCCCUUACACAGCUAAUUCAUCAUCUUUAUGAUGAUAUUUUUUACAGUUUAAUAGCCCAUAGUUGAUAGUUUAAAAAUUGAGCUUCUUUUUUCAGUCAGCCUUUCCUUUUGGCUGACAGCAGAAGUUCUGUUCAAAAGAAAUCCCUAUUCAUUAAAUCCUGUCUAUCUUGCUGCUCUUGUUUGAAGGUUGCGUGAAAUUUUGUCUCUUCCUGGAACAUUUCAGAGCUUCACUACAAACAUUCUACCAUUUGAAUAAGUAUUACUCUUGAAACUGGUGUAUAACUUUACCAUUCUGAAACUUUUAUUAAAUUAGAGAAUGUGUGCAGCUUUAUCUUGCUAUUAUGUCUAAUUUCAUUUCAGGGUCAUGCUAUAUAACUUGCAUGUACUGGUUAAAAUUUCUCAUGUGUUCCUAAAUUGCUGACUGAGCUUAAAAUCUCCAGCCUUUGACGUGUUACAUUGCUUGAGUAUAAAGCAGAGCAAUGCAGCAUGGACAAGGCUAUAGUCACUGUAGAUACGAAAUGUGGUGCCUCCAAAUUAUUACCUGUUUUAAAGUUUGCAGGAUUAUAGUAAAAGUUCAAAAUUGGAACUGUUUUAGCUGAUAGUUCUGAAUCCUAAAUAAACUGAAGAAAGGGUAUAAAAAUCAAAUAUUUGAUGAAACCAUCUCAGCAACACUAAAAUUGCAACAGAGGUUGUGGGAGGACAAAAUACAUCAAAUCUAGAUGCAAGUUUGUUCCUCUUAAAAAAACUACAAAUUGCCUAUCAAAUUUGCAGAGGAAUAAGUUUUUGUAGGUGUCUUGUAAGCAUACUUUUUUCCUGUUACAUUUGCACCAAAAGUUGACUUUCACAGAUGUAUUUUGUCUUAAUUGACAUUAAUAUGGCAUCAAUCGGUCCCUGGUUUUCUGCUGUCUGAAACAAUUUCAGUGGUGGAAUAUUGAUGAAGAGCAUGAAGUGGGAAAUAACUGUGUCAGAAAAAUUCACUUUUGUAGAUUUUUUUUCUUAAUUAUUUUCUGCUCUUGUGAUAUGAGAGAACAGUGUGGAAUCACUUCAGUUGAUGGGAGAGAACAGUGGGAUAGCACAGGAAUCAAAUAUGCAGGAGUACUGAGCUAUAGCAAUCAUUUAGAGAGGGAAGGAGAGAACAGGCUACUAGGCAUUUUCAAACUCUUUAAGUUUAAUUUGUUUUUGGCUUCCUUAAAAGAGUUCUCUUGAUGCUGUUUACAAGCAGGAUGGCAAAUGUGAUGCAGUAUGGUCUCUCUUCUCUUGGGACCAAGUCACCCUUUGUAUGUCAGUUUUCAAUAAAUUUUCUAAAAUA
Molecule: messenger RNA, 3900 nt
Organism: Colius striatus (speckled mousebird)
Lineage: Eukaryota; Metazoa; Chordata; Aves; Coliiformes; Coliidae
Gene: CCDC117
Product: coiled-coil domain containing 117
Exons: 5
Coding region: 167-1198 (343 amino acids)
Source: RefSeq, a predicted model, not a curated record